AUUUAAUAUUCUUCAGUUAUGUGAUGCAAAAAAAAGACCUCGAGCUAUUUUUUAUUCAAGUCGCGUGACAAUCAGGUGACGAACAGCGAAAAUACCAGCGAAGCAUUUUCGUUUUAGUACAGGAAUUGAAGGUAAGUAUUUAGUCCUUCCUUCCUUAGUAUAUCAAAUAGUUCUUCACAGCCAAUUCUGUUCGAAAGUGAAGCGGUAAGUAAGGUUGAGAGAACUUUUUGAUAAUCGUGCUGUUGGUCAGUCAUCUGAUAGGACUCGAUAAAAAGUUUACUUGUCUUCCGCUCAUAGCUCACAGUUCUUCAUCGUCUCUCGAGGAGAAAAAUACCAGCAAAGCAUUUUCAGUUUUGUACAGGAAUAAAAGCUAGGUAUUUACUUUUUUCUUUCUCAGUAUAUGAAAUAGUUCUUCGUUCUAUGGCUCAGUCUGAACGGCUAACAUAAAAAUCAAAACUGAUUGACAAAUUUCAAGACAUCAUGCCUGUGAUCUUGUUUGUCGAACUGAAUUCCGUUUACAUCACGUUCUCGUUUUCAAUUGUAAUCAUCUUAAAGAACAUCUUUUGCAAAAUCAAAUGGCGUUCAGUUAAGAGUUUCCUAAAGGAAUUUUAUGUCACAUUUCGUUACAACUCGGUUUGUGCUGAUGAGACAAAAUCGUACGAACAUUUCUCAAAGUUGAUUCGUGUAGAUAGAGGCCACAUCCUGAUUCGCUCUGACGAAGGGCUAACGCUAGAACUAGAAACGAUCUGACAAAGGGCGACCGCUAGAAACGUAGGCCUCAGAAAGUCUUUAUCAUGUUAUUUUAAAAAAAUCAGAGUAUCCGAACCGGCAACAAUCGACUGACCACAACUUUUCUUUCGACUUUAAAAUGACUUCCGCUCAGGUUUUUGAAACAUCAGUCGCUAUUACCGAUAACUGUCCCUCACCCGGACGAUCAGACUACACGAUCAAUUAGGUGUAGUGCCGACCUCUUAAAGUAAACCAGACUUUGGAUGAUUUUGAAUUCUAAGUGCAGUUCACGGCAACGAUUGUGCGCGAUUGUGAUUAGUGCACCGACUUGGAAGUUCCAUUUAUGGAUAAAAUUUGAAAUACUGAAUGCAAUCGUCAUAAGUCAACACAUGUGUAUUUGUAGCUUUCGAUCAUCAAAGACGAUCGAAGAUUUUAGCCACAUCGAUUUCCCAAGAAAAUGGCCACUCUUUCAUAUUAGAUAUUUACGUGACUUUACAGUGCAAAACUUUGAAGUGUGCUUACCUUUUCUGUUGCCUCUCAGUGCAUUGUGAUUGAGUGGAAUGAAAUCAUCUCAUUUUCGUCCCCUUAAGGUUUAUUUAAAGCUUAAUUUGUUCAGAAGGUGCAAUUUUUUAAAUAAUCACAGUGAGAUAAACGAAAAAUUCACCUUAUUCCGGAUUUUCUUGGAAAAUGCUCAUGUGAUGGCUAAAGGAUUUCAAGACUUCCUGUUAAAUUCAGAGACAGAAACAUACAAUCUACCCUAGAAAUAUUGUAUUUACUACAAGUAAAAUUCGUUUGUUACCCUUUAGCACAUAUUGGAUCAACAUCCAGAAAAUUUUAGUUUCAAAACACUUUGACUGAUUUACAAAUGUAAAUUGCAACCUUUUAAGUGACAACAAAGAUUUUCUUCGGAACGUACUCGACCUUGUCACGGUAGCUAAGCAUGCACAUUGCGAUUUUGUUUUGUUUUUCCGGAAAACUUCUUAGAAUGCGUAAAAACAGUUCACAGAAUGCUGCUUAAAACUUCAGGGCAUCUCCAGAAGUUUCGAUAAAAGCCGUCGUUUAUAGCGGCCUACACCUGCUAUAAAGUCCUAUAAGACCGCUUACCGCUGUUUGUUUAGCCUGCAAGCUGAGUGUAGUGUUUCAGUCUCGCCUUAUGGCCUUAUUUCUGGGUACAGCCGCCUUUUACACCAUCAGCAGUCGCUUAUGGGGAAAAAAAUAUUGAGACCCCUGCAUCUCUGCGAAGUACCGAUCAAAAUAGUGCGUCGAAAAGCGUGGAAAAUAAGAUGGAUGCUUCCGUACAAAAGCGUCGGUUAAAGAGAGUUAAACUUGCAUUAUGGCAUGCCGAGAGGGACUCGAAGUUAUGGACCUUCACUUGAUAUAAUACGUGUUUACAACUAGAACAUACAUGUCAUUGAAUUUUAAAAUGAGUUUGCUGAUCUCGGGAGGAAAAUGAAACGAAAUUUGAAACAUGAUUACAGAAAGCUGGAGUUUUGCAUCUUUCUAUCCUUCAUCCCUAUAUAUGUUUGCAGUGAAAUAAACUCAAUAAAAAAGCUCUGAAAACAUCUCAUCGGAAGUAAAUAAAUUUUUUUAGCUGCCUUUCUAAGAAAAGAUGGAAAGAUGAUGUACCUCGACUCUUUCUAAGGGAUCAGGAGUCAACAUUGUGGUUGCCGAAGAUGUUACUUAGGUGUAAGGGACUAAGAAAAAGUGUUAAUUUCAGGAAAAGAACCCUAGUACCAGCUAUUUGGAAGUAUUUAAAGUCCAUUUUAUUAUAUCGAGCGACCAUUUUGGUUUGCCGCGGCUCAUUUAUCAUUCGCUCAUGGUUAUCAAAGUUUCUCUUCUUUCAAAUAGAAUUGAAAAACAAGAUUAAUUUCCUUAACUAAGCUUAUUUUUCUAUAGAAGACGAGGGAAAGAUCUCUUAAUUUCCUAGGUGUAAAGUUUUCGUAAGCUGCCCAUUGAGAAUUUCGAAUUUGUAUAGUGAAUAAAACAUUGAACAAACCGAAACAUUUCCGUAAUACCUCCUCGCUCGACAAAUAGAUAUACGGGUUAGAACAUAAAAAAAAAUUAAAGGGCAGUAACAACAACUAUUUGAGAGAAAUCCUUUCCUUUACGGUCAGGAGACGCUGUGCGGCAAGAUCCGAACGGCAAAAAUGACAAAAUUUCAAGACAUUGAAUUCCUGUUAGUAUCACACACUCAUUUUCAACCGUAAGAAUCAUCCACGAAAAAAUUGCCCUUUAGUUGUUUCUUUCUUCAAUGUCGACGUAGAUAGGCAAGUUAAACUGAUUUGGAGCUGAUGAGACAAAAUUGCAAGAGCAUUUCUCAAAGCCGUAGCAUGUGAAGAUAGGCCAACAUUGACAUCAUGGUCACGUACUUAACAAAACCUUCUUAAAGACACAGCAUACAAUAAAUCGGGAUGCUGAGUUUGAAAUUAGUGUGACGGAGUACGUUCCAAAAUUAAAAACUGUUUCGCAUCAUUCAUGUGAUCAGAAGAGAUUCUGAACAAGCUAUGGUUGUUGUUGUUUCUAGGAAACUAUAAGUCUUCAAUCUGACCUUUUCGACAUCACUCAAAGUUUAAUGAUUUUACCUUAAAUGUAAGCUUUCCUUACCUUCAUGGUUAAUUUGUUUUAUCUUCAACUUGCGAUGUUAAUUGUAAAGGACAAAAAAUGGAACGGAUUUGCUGCGGAAGUUAAAGGAGGUUCUUAUGACCUUCGAAACGUAUCUCUCUCUCUCGGAAUAAACACUGAAAUUGGCUUAAAUAACAAUUAUUCAUUCCGAUAAAAAUUCCGUCGAUCGUUCUACUUACGAUCGACUCAAAAUAACCGUUCACAUCUCACAGUGGGUCUAAAAAGAUAAAACAUAGACCUAAACUAAUAUAUUUGAAGUGAAAAAAUUCUUAAUAUGUCGCAAAUAAAUAAUUUGAAGAGCAGAUUCCAAGAGCAGCUUACUUGGUUUACACGCCUGCAUGUUUUCGUGGAAACCAAAAACAUACUCAUGUAAUACGCGAGAGUUGUCAAUAUUUUAAAAACAAAUUCGAUCGAUCAAAUGUAUUGUAUUGUAAAUUUAUACGUAGUUGCUGCAUAUGGCUCAAGUAUUUAUGCAAACUUUAGAAAAGGUAAGAAAUUUGUUCUUCAUUGUAGCUUCGUCCAUCCGCGAAAGCGAAGAAAAUUUCGAUUAUGAUUUGUACUCAAGUGAAAAACUACGUUAUUUUGAUUUCACAACUCACCUUCAGUCAACUUGCGACGACAAAUUCCUCAGUUCUGUGUUUUAUUGGUUCCAACAACGGAGGAAUAUAUAUUUUCGUGUUUAUAUGUACCAUGAAAUACCUAAAUUUUAAGCUCAGACAAGAAAAUACAUUCAUCCUUUCUGAGAAAAUGUGUGUCGUAAUUGUUCAGGAUUCCAAGAAUUUUAUCACACAUCACAGCUUUUCAUUCUCUUGUCAAGCGGUCAGACUUUUACUUAUCCUUCUGAUUGCUUUUUUUUUCUUUUGGAUGUGUGGAAAUGAUCAAAAUAGAUUUCAACAAAACGUUUUUAAGCCCAAUUUUGGACGAGGAGCGAGAAUAUUUAUUUCAAAGUGGACCCGUCACGCGAGUGAAAAGUGUUAUUGUGUGUUAGGUCACGAAAGCCAUUCAAACACAGUGAGACUGGGUAUGUUUCUGUCUUUCCCCAUAUAUUCCAACUUGAGAGCAAAAAGGUGCCGCAAUUAUUUUUUGCCCUUGGGAAAAGUUUUUGAUUGAUUCCUUGUUCUGGAACUCGAAGUUAAUUACUCAGCGUAUCACGAACAUGUUUGCAUAUUUGCAUAUAUCCACAUGUAACUCGGGAUAUCUUGUUAAGUUUGUUGAUACCAGUCGGUUUCUAAGAAAUAGACAGAAAACUCACCAAGUUUAAGGCAUGGGAUUUUAAAACAUAACUAACACUCUUAUAGAAAAAAUAAACUCAAUGCUUUAGCUUAGGGAAAGUUCAAAAAGAUACUCGAAUUGCAUUUCUCAAGACUGUUGUUAUAAGUUAGACGAGUGGCAUAGAUCGCGAUCGAUGUCAUUCGACAGGUUUUUUUUAAGAAAUGUCAUCCAAUUAAGAUAUCACUCGCUGAGGAUAAUUGAGUCAUCUUAGCAUUGAAAGAUAAUAUUGAAAACAACUUCCUGGUGUUUUUUAGAUAACUUGCCCACGAGUUAGGAGUGUAUGAUUCUAUUUAUCAAUCAUUCUUUAAAAAAAAAAAAAACAUUCAAACUACUGUUUACUUACAUGCCAUUGCUCGCAGUUUAUUUAUCUGGGAGUCUUCUAUGCAAUGCAAAAGUUUCAUUCCAGGAAAUUUGGUGCCAAACACCUAAGUUAUUACAAAUCUUCAAUAAUGUUGAUCCAGUAUAAAUAAAUUGUAAUAGGCAUUUUAAACACAGAUUCCUAACUGAAAAUCGAGAGUUGCAAAGAAUAUGUAUGAACCAGAAUAUUACAGCGUAGGUCUUAUUCAAAGCUCUGUUCCAUCUGGCAGGAAUUAACUGUUUUGAAGAAAGAGAGCCAAAAUGGUGGAUAACGGAGAUUCUGUAAAGGGGUCCGUUCAAGAUUCGCUUGAUGAUAAAAAGACGUUACCGACCCCUUUUCAAGAGACUGGUAAUCGACAAGUUUCAGAGCUAGCCCCUCAUCGUCAACCACGGGGAAUUGAAGCUGAAAAUCCAUCAGCAACAAAAAAGCUGGCCGAAGUAAUAGCAGCCCUGCUUGUACUUUUGUUUAACUUGCCGGGGGGAUCCUUUGCCAUUGUUCUGACUACAGCGCGUACAGUGGUUCAAUAUAUACAAAUACCACCAGUAGACGUUGAAGGAAGAGACAAAAUGAAACGAGACGUAGAAGAAAUUCAAAUUAUUAUGAAGGAAAUAUGCAAUGACGAGAGCAAAUUGAAGGACAAGGUAAAUUUGCACUUUCAAGAUACUCACAGCGUCAUUUUACUUAACUUAGAUAACGAUCACUAAGUAUUUGCAUUUCAUCCAUAUUUUGUUCAGAGUGUUCUCGCUUUAAAUUAUACAGAAGAUACUUAAUCAAGAGCAGAUCCUAGGAUAUGUAUGCUGUAGAGCUGUUUAUCAUAAACAUUUCGAAAUUCCCAGCAAAAAAAACCAAACGGCAUCACAAACUUCAGGCGCCAGAGCAGGAAUAAACCUCAAUAGUGUUGACACAACAGUUACAACAGCCAUGAAUGUUACUGAUUCCUCCCACCCCAUGAUUUUCAUGUACUAUUAUUACUAUCAACACCCCUUCUAUCAUCAGUACCAUUACAUGGCAACCAAAGUCAACUGUAAUAAUUAACUGCCAACAUCAGCAAAACUAACUCGUAAACCGCCACAUCGAAAGCGCAAUCGAGCGUUGCCACUUGUAACAAUAAAACCCUGCGCUGGAGAUUUCUAUUGCGUGAUAGUUGAUAGUGGAAAAGCCCGAAAAAACUAUCAAGCAUAGAAAUCGAGAGCGGUUAUCCAAAUGUUUUGGUAGAAAGGUACACUUCUUUCAAAAGUUAACAAGUCAGGCUAAUAUUUUAUAUAAUUUUGUUUACCACCACACACUCUUAGGCUACCCAUCGUACUCGCUCUCUAUCACGGAAUAGAUGGCGAGUAGCGUAACCAAUCAGAUUGUAACAAUUAAGCUAAAGGAAUAGCAAAGUUACCGAGGACCAACAGUAAAUUUCAUGUGUCAAAAUCAUUUUGCAGUUUGGCAACUUCCCUUACCAUUCAACCGUCGACUUGAUAAAGUGGGAAUGGGAUUUGAGAAUCCUGAGGGGUCGUUUAGCCAGAUGUGGAGUCGACAUACACAUUUUACAAGGAUUGGUGACUAAACUGGUAUCAGAGGCGCACACUGCAGUCAAGUGGACGUUUCCACAAGUAAUCACAGGGCUUCUCCUCGCAAGUGCAGUAUUUGGACGUAAGUUGAUCUUUCUUUUGUUUGUAAUAGGGUGUUAGUUUAGUUGCAUCUGACAUUGGCCAAAAAUAAGGAGAUGACAGCAAUAGAGUGCGAGAGAGAGUGUUUAGCUUGACUGCUUUCCCUUAAGACCCUGCACGAAAUCAAACUUAUUCAUAAAAUGAAAUAAUUCCCAAGGAAAGAUAGUGAGCUCGUAAAUACCUCUUACUACUCGAGUUCGAUGUCCGAAAAGCAAGAUACAGCCUCCCCCAACGAGUGGAAAACAGCCGAUAAACACGAGCCAAUCAAAGCUAUGCAUUAUGCUUCAUAAGGUGUCGCGUAACGCUGUCGGCUUUAUCAAUCAAAUUAAAUGCUGAAACAGAGCGAAGUCGAAAUGUCGUUAUCCACACCGUGAGUUACUACAUCUCCUCUUUCCAUUGCUCCAUUUCAAUCGUUCUCUAGAUUGCUAUUACUGGGCUCCCAUGCCAGGCGUUUGGGAAGGAGGUUCUUUGAUCCUGGUGCUGAUUUUGCUCGUGCGCAAGGCUCAAGAUUAUUACAUCAUCGAUCAGAUGGUCCGUGAGGGCAACAGAGUCAAACGCGAAUUAGAAGAGUCCCGGCGCUGUUACAUGAAGUGCAAAGUAACCUUAGAGGAGACCUUGCCUUCUUUGAAAGAGAUGGUUGAUAAAUUUGAUGGUGGGUCUUCCUCACCAAAGAUUAAGAGUGAAUGAUUUGAUUUGCAAAAGGCUCCAAGAGGCUUAUUUAUGAACUAAUUACUGGCAGUAAUAGCUUAAAAAGCAAAGGAAAAAACUCAAAAGCUAGAAGCAAAAGUGGAAGAGAUGAAAACUGAUUUGAUGUCAUUUUGUUGAGUUAUUAAGUAAGUUCUUACCGAAUUUUUCCAAACGAUGACUUACUGCUACUUUCUCUCGAAGAAGAUAAUUCGAAAUCUUCCUCGUGUUAUGAAAGGAUUGUUUUGCUAGCACUCAGAUUUUUGUUCUUCCAGUUUAAAUUUGGAGUUCACAAUGAAUGAAAACAGGUAGGAUUCUACAAAGUACCUCGAAAAGGCCUCUUGAAGCUAAAUGAAGGACUCGAACUAUCACACUUAAUCAAGUAAACCUAGAACAUAACUCAUAAUGUUAACUCUUAUUUUAUAAAGCUUGAGAUAACUCUUAUUUAGGGAACGUGAGUAGAAGCAUAUGGAUACAGCUAAAUAGCUAAUUCACAGACUUUAAAAUUAAUAAGGAGUAUAGUUGGAUAGCCUUAUGAACCGUGACGUAGCUGGAUGAGUGCAACCCUGCUGAAAGAGAAAAAAAAGUUUAUGAAAAAGCCACAAAAUGCUAGUUGCCUUCUCUCACCUUUAUCCGCGCAACAAAGUGGAAAUACGAAGUGACCAUUACGAGUAUCAAACAACUGAAGUCAGACUCAAACAAAGCAUUUUGAUCUUCAAUGGCGUAGCGUAUUUUAUUAUGAUGAACUGUUUCUGCAGGACUCGAUUAAUAUUAAUAUUUAUAGGUAGACACAAGGCACAGAAGGCUUACAACAUUGUUGUUUUAAGUUUCUUAUUGAUUUAUGUAACUGUUUUAAAGACUUCACUGUCGGAAAAUCUAAAUCAUGUUUAUAAACUGACAUCGCAGCUAUUAACAGAUAAAUAAGUAUUACUCUCUAAGUUAAAAUGGAGAUGAAUAAUGUUAGACGACACAAAUCGCUGACGAUGGAUACUGUAUGUCGCUUAGGCAUCUUUUUGUAUUUUACUCUAUUGGUGUUGGGAAAUAAAGGG
Molecule: messenger RNA, 8372 nt
Organism: Pocillopora meandrina
Lineage: Eukaryota; Metazoa; Cnidaria; Anthozoa; Scleractinia; Pocilloporidae
Source: the annotation of a GenBank genome assembly